AUGGAGGAUCCGGUCCAAGAGAUUCGCGGCGUGGUCAAGGGUCUCGUCGCCGCGAGGAACGCCUCGGAGCAAAAGUACUGCAUGCAAAAGUACUUUGCGCCCGAUGCGUCCUUUGAUCACGUCCUCUGCACCGUCGCUUCGGGUCCCAACUCGAGGGACAACGGCGUGCUGCCCAUCUACCAGUGGCUCCGCGUCAUUUCGCGCUCCGACAUUGAGGUCUUUCACGUCGGAUUCGACCAGCAUGCCAACAAGCUCUUCCUAGAGGCAGUGCAGACGCUGCGUCCCAACUUCCCCGUCGUGCGCGACGUCGUUGCCAAGGACGCACGUAUCGUGGUGGCGCUCCAGCUGCAGCGUGGUGCCGACGGCAAGUUCUACAUCAAGAGCCAACAGGACCUGUAUGCGCCGCAGGUCCUGCCGUUUGGCAUCGUGCCAGGCGGCGAGACUGUGACGAUGCUGAUCAAGAAGAUCGCUGCGCUCAACUGCGUCGUGUUUGUCGCGAUUGCGCAGAUCCUGUUUGGCCUGUGGAAGCCGGGCAAGGACCCGCUGGGCUCGCACCUCAAGAGCAAGUAG
Moesziomyces antarcticus is the source of this 570-nucleotide messenger RNA. RefSeq lists its product as uncharacterized. Lineage: Eukaryota; Fungi; Basidiomycota; Ustilaginomycetes; Ustilaginales; Ustilaginaceae. The coding region runs from base 1 to 570 and encodes 189 amino acids. The record is from RefSeq and is a predicted model, not a curated record. The transcript has 4 exons.